GGCCCCGCCUCCCGCCGCCCCCGCCCCCGCCCCGCGGUGCAGCGCCCGGGCCGGGCCGAGGCCGGAGACCUGCGGGCGAUGGCGGGAAAAGCCCACAGGCUGAGUGCAGAGGAGAGAGAGCAGCUGCUGCCAAACCUGAGAGCCGUGGGGUGGAAUGAGGUGGAAGGCAGAGAUGCCAUCUUCAAAGAGUUCCACUUCAAGGACUUCAACCGGGCCUUCGGCUUCAUGACCAGAGUGGCUCUACAGGCAGAAAAACUGGAUCACCACCCUGAAUGGUUCAAUGUGUACAAUAAGGUUCACAUCACGUUGAGCACCCACGAGUGUGGAGGCUUAUCGGAGCGAGACAUCAACUUGGCCAGCUUCAUUGAGCAGGUUGCAGCUUCUCUCUCGUGACUAGAGACACAUGAAGCCAAAAAUCAACUCUUGCCGCUGCCACAACCCGCAUCUCGCCUGGAAGGCUGUACCUAAAGCCUCCUCCCACUUCUAAGCUAGUUCCUGGAUCCAGACUGCCUAAAGCCAUGCCUAACUCCCCGCCACAGCUCAGAUGGAUGGAGGCACUUCUCGGGCACUGUGCAUAUAUCCAUCUCUGAUCUUGCCGCUGCCAUUCUUAAACCCUUUGUUAGCUGUGGGCUACCAAGCCUGCAAACUGCUACGCCUCUCAGGCUUUCAGCAGACAUGCCCUUUUACCAGGAGUCUUGUUACACACCUGCACCAGUAAAUCUUUCCAGAGCCUGACCCUGUCCAGCCACUGUGUUAUUGUUUCUUACCUGCCAGAAUAACCUUUCUGCCUAAAACAUGGUACGUGAACCCUUUGGUUCCUCUGUAACAUACCAGCAACCGUGAUGUGCAAUUUGAUUAUUACUGUAACCUCUCUGUAGCAGUAUUAUACACAGGCAUGUGCUCUCACCCCUAUUGUAACCAGCCUUUGGUAGGACACCAACUGAAAAUGUUUACAAUAAAGAACUUGGUUAACCUGA
Phalacrocorax carbo (great cormorant) is the source of this 977-nucleotide messenger RNA. Lineage: Eukaryota; Metazoa; Chordata; Aves; Suliformes; Phalacrocoracidae. The record is from RefSeq and is a predicted model, not a curated record.